AUGUCAUCCGAAGCCCCUACUCGCAGAAAGCGCGGUACAAGCGAGGGCUCUGCCCAGACUGCCGACACCGACCACAGGAAACGCCGACGCAACAGGACUACGCAAUCAUGCCUGAACUGUCAUACUUCUAAGCGUAUGUGCGAUAGAAAGCGGCCCUGUGGUCGAUGCACACAGCUCGGCUUGACGGGGUUGUGUAUAUAUGAGAUAGACGACCCUUCUCAGCGCGAUGACCAGGACGAGAAGUCACGACUUCAGAGUCGCGUAGCUGAACUUGAGCGAGUGAUCAGAGAGGUAUAA
Messenger RNA from Gloeophyllum trabeum ATCC 11539, 297 nucleotides. RefSeq lists its product as uncharacterized. The record is from RefSeq and is a predicted model, not a curated record. The transcript has 4 exons. Gene Ontology annotation, molecular function: RNA polymerase II cis-regulatory region sequence-specific DNA binding; zinc ion binding; DNA-binding transcription activator activity, RNA polymerase II-specific. Gene Ontology annotation, cellular component: nucleus. Bases 1 to 297 code for a protein of 98 amino acids. NCBI's taxonomy places the organism in Eukaryota, Fungi, Basidiomycota, Agaricomycetes, Gloeophyllales, Gloeophyllaceae. Gene Ontology annotation, biological process: regulation of transcription by RNA polymerase II.